GCCAUUUGACCAAAUUGAGAGCGAUGAUCGCUAACUACGUCCCACUUGGUUUGCUGCAACGACCAACGUCUGCUUUCUGGUCGAUUGACAAUAUCCCUACCUCGUCGUAUCGAAUCGUCACUGCACUGCACUCUAUUAUCCUGCCGCGGUACUCCUGACGGCCUUCCGAAGUGGUCGAUCUAUCCAGGGUUGCUGCAAAUCUUGAAGUAGAAAAGGACUCUAUCGUGGCAGCAACGCAAACGCCUUGUCUUUUGUCGACGGGUCGCUCCAUGUCUGGAAAUCAAUCUGAGCGCUCGUCCUCUGAUCCACCUCCGUAUCGCUCGGCAGAUGAGAUUGUGCGCUCCAUACUCGAUGACCAAGCUUCUUCGGCUUCGGAUAUCAGUCCCUCUGGCGAGUUAUACCGAGCGAUCGAAAGAUUCCACGCCAACGCCCAUCGCCGACCAGGCCUGCUUAGUAGCGCAAGACGAGAUUUGAUACGGAACCAUCUGAAUCGGUGGGCCUCGGCGUCUCGCUCCUCAUCUCGCAACAGCAUGUCUUCUGAAUCCAACUCCGGCUCAGAGCCUCAUCGUAGAUUCUCAAGAGAACCCCAAACUACGAACCCAUCUAGUGCUACUGCAUCCGGAGCCCCGUCUCUGCCUCCUCUGCGUUCACUGAACACGGCUCGACGCUCAAAUAUGCCAGCCUCAGGCGCAUCAAGUGCAUCAGGACGUCACACCCGAUCUCGUGCUUCCGAACGAUACUCGGAUCGAAAUCGCAGUGCUACUUCCAGCCAGGCAGGUGCAGGUGCAGGUGCUGGUGCUGGUGCUGGUCCUGGUGCAAAUACCCACAUAGAGCAUUCCGACUAUCUGAUGCAGAUGAUGCUACUAGAACAACAGCAAAUUCGACGUAUGAGAGCAGCGCGACUUGACACUUCGAGGGAGCAGCAUCAGAUGGAUGAAGCCAACGCCCAGCGGCAAUUAGAGGAUGCAAAUAGUCAACUCCGCGCUCUUUUGGACUUCACGCACACCCCACCGCAUCCGUACUCAGAGCUGUCCUUCCCGUCACCACCACUGCAAGCUCAAGAACCCAAUGAGGAGAGUCGCCGGUUCAAGCGGCGGAAACUAGACUCGGAUCGUCUGUCUAAUGGCUUCAAGGGGUUUAGCUACGGCAAAUACGGACAGGUUGAGCCGGGUCAAUUGAAGAUGGAGAUCGUCACCUGCGAUGGAGGCAUCUUCUCAGAUGACAAUGGACACGCUGCGGAAAAUAUCCUGAAGAACGACUCAAGUGUCUAUUGUACAAAAGGCCCUCGAUGCAAUAUUGUGUUACGGCACCAAGGGGCCACAGUGUUCACCUUGAAAGAGUUGGUCAUCAAAGCACCCCGGUCGAAUUACACAUCGCCUGUACAGGAGGGAAUGGUGUUCAUUUCCAUGAACUCGGAUGAACUGUUGGCUCGAACGACCCAGUACCAGAUCCAAUAUAUACCUCCAAGAAACUCGCGACGGCGCGUGGAGCGGGAGACGCAGCCGUUGGCACCAAUUGUAUCCACUCGACACAAUGACGAUGGGAGUACUAUGACGGGGUCUCAGGUUAGAGCCCGUCGGUUGUAUAAUAUUGGCAUGGACGAUGAGGAUAACGACUCUCGAGUCGCCCAGAUUCCUUCUGAGUUUGCGAGCACCCCGCCACCUUUCCAGGUUACGACGGAGUGUAGCGAUGACGAAGACGACGCGACAUACGGAGGAGAUUGGCGUGCGCCGAAUAGAAUCGGGUCGCUGCCAUUUGAGGGUGAUAGUAGCGACGACGGAGGCAACCUGGAUGAUUUUGGCUUGAGCGGUUCGGAAUACCGGUUGCGGCGCCAUCGAAACCGUGCGGACAUUGCCCUUGCAGAGGCUGCUGAAUCUGCCCAGGCUGCUUCGCAAGAAGCUUUGCGAGCCGGCGGAGGUGAAAUGCUGGCACCUCAUGCGAGAUUCUUCAUCGAGAGUCACAAGAGCAAAUGCACCAUCAAGUUCGACCCGCCAGUGUCGGGCAGAUUCAUCCUUUUGAAGCUAUGGAGUCGACAGCGUGACCUCUCCGACAACGUUGACAUCCAAGCUGUGGUAGCGAAGGGGUUCGCUGGUCCGAGAUACUUCCCUGCUGUGGAGCUACGGUGAUGUUGGAACAUGGCCAACAAAAUGUUCGUUUGCAUGCAUUAUGACUAUAUAUGAUGGCGUCUCGGAACACUGGGGGUGGAUGUUAUACCCGAGUAUGAAGUGGGUGCGCAGGAGCUGUUCCUGCGUCGACAGGCGCAUGCCUGGGGGCCCUUUAGAUAGUUGGGUUUUUCUAAUGAAUCAUAUGCGGAUUGGUCUUGCUUCAUGGCAGUUGUGAUUGGGUUAUCUUCAAAUUCUGUUUCGCGCUUAAUGGGUAGUUGAGGCUGUU
Molecule: messenger RNA, 2391 nt
Organism: Pseudomassariella vexata
Lineage: Eukaryota; Fungi; Ascomycota; Sordariomycetes; Amphisphaeriales; Pseudomassariaceae
Exons: 2
Coding region: 270-2126 (618 amino acids)
Source: RefSeq, a predicted model, not a curated record